This is a messenger RNA of Scophthalmus maximus (turbot), 1506 nucleotides long. RefSeq names its product SET and MYND domain containing 3 (gene smyd3). Lineage: Eukaryota; Metazoa; Chordata; Actinopteri; Pleuronectiformes; Scophthalmidae. The record is from RefSeq and is a predicted model, not a curated record. Gene Ontology annotation, molecular function: protein binding. Gene Ontology annotation, cellular component: nucleus. Bases 62 to 1378 code for a protein of 438 amino acids. The transcript has 12 exons.
CCGCGCGCUACUACGGAUGUAAACACUGCCCGGUUCACGUGGAGGGAAAUAAAAAGCGACCAUGGCACCGAGGCUGGAGCGUUUCGUCAGCCCGGGGAAAGGCAACGGUCUGCGGGCGACGGCCGGGGUCAGGAGGGGAGAGCUGCUGUUCUCUGCCGAGCCGCUGGCGAGCUGCGUGUCCAACCGAGUGCGAGGAGACGUGUGCCACCGCUGCUUCACACGACGAGAGACCUUGCUGAGGUGUUCCCAGUGUAAGACUGCUCGCUACUGCAAUAUCACUUGCCAGAAACAAGCCUGGUCUGUCCAUAAGAGAGAGUGUAAAUGUCUGCGCGGCCUGUUACCCAGAGUUCCCACUGACUCAGUGCGUCUGGCUGCGAGGCUCAUCUUUGCUUUGUUCAGUCCAUCUAAGGGCAGUAGUAAAGAGUUAUACACUUUGGAGGAGCAUGAAUCACACCUGACUUCCAUGUCUGAGCAGAAGAAGCAGGGUCUAUCUCAGCUGGCUUCUAUGUUAGAGCUGUACCUUCGACAAGAGGCACCUGACCUGGCACAGGAAAUGACAUCAUCACUGCCGCCAUCCUGCCGAGAACCCCUCAGCCUUAUAGCCAAGGUGACAUGUAAUUGUUUCACCGUCAGUGACGGAGAGCUGCAAGAGAUUGGAGUUGGGCUGUAUCCGAGUCUAUCUCUGUUGAACCACGACUGCAGGCCAAACUGUGUGAUGGUGUUUGAGGGAACAAAGCUGCAGCUCAGAGCUGUUCGAGACAUUAAACCUGAAGAGGAGCUCACUAUAAGUUACAUUGAGACGUUGUCCCUGACUGAAGAUCGACAGAGACAACUGGAGGAACAGUACCAUUUUACUUGCCACUGCCAGCGAUGCGACUCUCAAGACAAAGACGGACUCAUGCUGUCUGGUGAAGAAGCAACGUGGCGCCUUUUGAAGGAGGCUCUACCCAGACUGGAAGAGCAAAAAGCAGAGUCACGUUGGGAAGCUCUAAUAAAAAGCUGCAGUCAUUUUUUAUCAACUGUUGGUGACGACUUGCCUGAUGAAAAUCUCUACAAGCUCAGAUUGACAGACAUGGCUUUAGAUGCCUCUGUUCACCUGGGCCACUGGGAGGAAGCUGUGAGAUAUGGGGAGAAGACACUUCCUGUGUACAGACAAUACUACCCCGAUCCCCACCCAGUCCACGGAGUCCAGCUGAUGAGAGUUGGAAAGCUGCAGCAUUACCUGGAACACAUCGCGGAUGCUUUGGACACGUUCAAACAGGCCUUUCAAAUCAUAAAGCUCACGCAUGGUGACGAUCACCCAUUGACUGCGGAUCUGUUGAUGAAGAUGGAAGAAUGUCGCAGUGAGCUGGAUCAGAAGUCAUCCAGCAGUCACUGACCCACCAGUACAACUUUACAUCUUAAUUUAAUGUGCGGAUUUUACCUGCUCUUCUAGUGUUGGAAAUGCAUUCAAUAACUUCCAUCAUCAAAUUUCUGAUAAAUAAAAAUGAACUUUUGACACAUUGA